Clupea harengus (Atlantic herring) is the source of this 4250-nucleotide messenger RNA. Its product is annotated as cadherin-10-like. The record is from RefSeq and is a predicted model, not a curated record. The transcript has 13 exons. Lineage: Eukaryota; Metazoa; Chordata; Actinopteri; Clupeiformes; Clupeidae. Gene Ontology annotation, biological process: calcium-dependent cell-cell adhesion; cell-cell adhesion mediated by cadherin; cell-cell junction assembly. The coding region runs from base 788 to 3226 and encodes 812 amino acids. Gene Ontology annotation, molecular function: beta-catenin binding; calcium ion binding; cadherin binding. Gene Ontology annotation, cellular component: plasma membrane; catenin complex; adherens junction.
AACUUUGACCUGAACAUGAUGUGAGGUAACCUUUAGUUCAUUUCUAUUUAUCUGUCUUGGUGGGUCCGUGCCUAUUUGAAAUAUGCGCUUCUUGGAAUCAGAGCAUGGCAAAUCUGAGAGAAACGACACCAUAUUGUACAGUAUGUCCCCGCUCCCACCACACCACACCGGACCUCUGAACCUCCUGUCCCACUUCGUUUACGUGCGCGCCGAGGCACUGGCUGCAACUCUCUCCUCUCUCCCGGGGACUGUCAAGCAGCCAAUCAGAGGCGAGUCCCCUCCUGACACCCAGCGCCAGGGCUGAUGCAGCCUGAGAGAGACGCAGCUCACACACGGACCCUAAGCGACCGCGGACUGCAGCAGUUCUGGACGGAUACACCCCUGCUUGACCUCACACAGGGAAACCGCUCCAAGGGAUUUGCUUCUGAACAAAACAACACAGCAGGGUGAGAGAGGAGGAACGGGGCGCAGGCGGGAGCUGAUGGACUAAAGACCAGCAGAGAGCCAUGGUGCUGCAGCCGGUCCCCUGAGAAGAAGGCACGCGCCACAGCGGGCAGCCAAAGAGAGAGAGAGAGAGAGAGAGAGAGAGAGAGAGAAGGACAGAAGAGGAAGGAGCGGGAGAGGAAGAGCAGAGGAGAGGAGUGCAUCCCGGAGUGUGUUUUUUUUGUUUUUCAUUAGCCGAGUGAACCCGGCGGAAUUUCGAGCCGUCGGUCCGUCAGUCGGUCCAUCAGUCGGUCCGUCAGUCGGUGGGACGGUUGGUCGGUCGGUCAGCCACCAGCCACCAGCCAUGUGGACUGGACUGCUGCUGCUGCUGCUGUGGGCCCAUCAGUGUGGGCUGGCGCUGGCCACACUCAGGACUAUCGGGGGGCUGCACAGGGCCACGGGCGGGCUGGCGGAGGUGGCGGGGGGGCCGGGGGCCAUGGAGCUCCUGCUGCGGCGCUCCAAGCGCGGAUGGGCCUGGAACCAGUUCUACCUGAUGGAGGAGUACAUGGGGGACAACAUGCAGUACGUGGGCAAGCUUCACUCUGACCAGGACCCAGGAGACGGAACCGUGCGUUACGUGCUGACAGGCGAGGGCGCGGGUGAUGUCUUCACCAUCGAUCCGCGCUCGGGGGACAUCCAUGCCAUCAAGCGCCUGGACCGCGAGGAGCGCGCCACCUACACCCUGCGGGCCCGCGCCGUCAGCAACAAGACGAGCCGCUCGCUCGAGGAUUGGACCAACUUCACCAUCAAGAUCCAUGACAUCAACGACAACGCGCCCACCUUCACCAAGUCCCUCUACAUGGCCAGCGUGCCCGAGAUGUCUGACGUGGGGACGUCAGUGAUAACGGUGACGGCCACUGAUGCGGACGACAUCUCCUACGGCAACAGCGCCCGCGUGGUCUACAGCAUCCUGCAGGGCCAGCCCUACUUCUCAGUGGAGCCCAACACAGGCCUCAUCCGAACGGCCCUGCAGGACAUGAACCGGGAGAACCGGGAGCACUACCAGGUGGUGAUCCAGGGCAAGGACAUGGCAGGCCAGAUGGGGGGGUUGUCUGGGACCACCACCGUCAGCAUCACACUGAGCGACGUCAACAACAACCCGCCGCGCUUCCCCCAGGGUGUGUAUCAGUUCACCAUCCCCGAGUCGGCACAGCCAGGUUCGGUGGUUGGUGAACUGCAUGCGAAAGACAACGACGAGGGGAGAAACGCUGAGAUGGAGUACAAGAUCGUCAGCGAGGAGGGCCGCGACAUCUUCAAGAUCACCACUGACAAGGACAAUCAGAAGGGCAUCCUCACUCUCAACCGGCCGGUGGACUACGAGAACAAGCGCAUGUACUCGCUGCGGGUCCAGGUGGAGAACCGCUACCUGGACCCGCGGUUCCGCAUGCUGGGGCCGUUCCACGACACGGCGGUGGUGAAGGUGGCGGUGGAGGAUGAGAACGAGCCGCCAGUCUUCCAGAGGUCCCCCUACCUGAUGGAGGCGCUGGAGAGCGCUCCCGUGGGCACCAUCGUCGGCUCCGUCAGUGCCAUGGACCCCGACAACAACCGGAGCCCCGUCAGGUACUCCAUCGACCGGCACACCGACAUGGAUCGAGUCUUCAAUGUGUACCCAGGGAAUGGCUCAGUCUACCUCCAGAAGCCACUGGACCGCGAGGAGCUUCCCUGGCACAACAUCUCCAUCAGGGCCGAGGAGUUCAACAACCUGAACCAGAUCAGCCGUGUGCCUGUGUCCAUCAAAGUCCUGGAUGUCAAUGACAACCCACCAACCUUCGCCACCUUUUACGAGACCUUCGUCUGUGAAAACGCCAAAGCUGGACAGAGGAUUCAGAUGAUCAGCGCCGCUGAUCCGGACGAGCCAAUCAGGGGCCAGCGCUUCUCGUUCCGUCUGGCGCCCGAAGCCUCGGUCAAAGCCAACUUCACCGUCCGAGACAAUAACGACAACACGGCGAUGAUCCUGACACUGCGCAGCGGAUACAGCCGACUCCAGCGGAGCCGCUACCUGGUUCCCGUGGUGAUCUCCGACGGCGGGAGCCCCAUGCUGAGCAGCACCAACACGCUGACGGUGCGCGUGUGCUCGUGCGAUCGUGACGGCAACAUGAAGCUGUGCAACGCUGAAGCCCUCGUCCUCACGGCCGGCCUCAGCACCGGGGCGCUGGUGGCCAUACUGCUCUGUGUCUGCAUACUACUGAUAAUCAUGGUGCUGGUGGUGCUGUUCGCAGCCCUGCGGCGUCAGCGCAAGAAGGAGCCGCUGAUCAUCUCCAAGGAGGACGUGCGCGACAACGUGGUGAGCUACAACGACGAGGGCGGUGGCGAGGAAGACACUCAGGCCUUCGACAUCGGCACGCUGCGCAACCCCGAGGCGCUGGAGGACAGCAAGCUGCGGCGCGACAUCAUCCCAGACGCGCUCUUCCCACCACUGCCGCGGAGGCCGCCGCCAUCCUCGGUCGCCGCCGCCGGUGGUGGUGGUGGUGGAGUGGCGGGGGCCCUGCGCGACAACACCGACGUGCGGAACUUCAUCUCCCAGCGGUUGGCGGAUAACGACUCGGACCCCACGGCGCCGCCGUACGACUCGCUGGCCACCUACGCCUACGAGGGCAGCGGCUCGGUGGCGCAGAGCCUCAGCUCGCUGGAGUCAGCCGCCAGCGAAGGAGACCACGACUACAACUACCUGAGCGACUGGGGGCCGCGCUUCAAGAAGCUGGCAGAUAUGUACGGCGCUGAGGAAAGCGACAAGGACUCCUAACGCCCUGCGGGCUUGGAGGCUUGGAGGAGAAACGGCUGAGAAAACACACACACACACCCUUACACACUCUCUCUCUCACACACACACACACACACACACACACAAACUAGAGCAGACUUUGCGAGCUCUGCAGGCUCUGGAGGUAAACAGACUCCGGUGGUCCUGUGGCUUGGACAUGUGGCACGAUAGAGACGGGAACUCCUGCAAAGGCUUCGACUUUCUAUCUUCUUUUCUUUUGUUUUUUCUUUUCCCCCCAAGUGCCCUUUUUUAAAAAAAGAAAAAGAAAAAAGAAACGCUGUCACACCACUAAGCCUGAGCCUUUGGGACAACCAGGAAGUACCUCUAAUCGCUUGACCUCAUGCCCCGCAGAACAGAGUUCUGGCUUUGACCUCUGGGCUGAUAUUAGUCAGUAUUAGUCGCUCCCGCUCUGAGCAUCGAGCCCUCUGAAAAAAAAAAAUGAAAAAAAAACCCAGAGUGACAGACAUGUCCUCAGCCCUGACUCUGUACAGGAAAUACUGUUUUACUUUUGUCCUUGCUUUUUAUUUUUGUCAAAGCAUCUGUUACACUAACGGAGAAGAGGGCGGUUAUGAAGAUGUAUACACGCAUACACCCAUGUGCAGAUGCAUACUCACACACAACCCACACAAAAGCUCACACACACACACACAUUGCAGUGUUUUGGGGGAAGGGGAUAUUGACGUAUUGUGAAUUUAAAAGAUUACUGUUUACUGUAACUCAGAGACAAUAUGCUGCCUUAUUGUGUUUGUUGGUUAGAUGCAAGCAGUACACACACACACACACACACACACUCGUACUCUCACACAUGUAUAGGCACAUUAGUAGCGCAGGCUGAUGCUCGCUAGGCACCAGGGUUAACACAAACAUCCCUUUGGGGUCCCACCUAAAACAAAUAAAAGACACCUCAAGUAGAGCGGUCGUUAAAAGUGUAAAUUAAGUCAACCCACAAUGCUCUGGUUAAAGCUAGAAGAGUGUGUGUGUGUGUGUGAGUGUGAGUGUGAGUGUG